AUGGCCCGUCCAGAGGGCUUCCAGCGCUAUAAAGUAGACUACGAAUAUGAAGGUUAUUCAUACACAGAGUCUGACUCUGACAGUAGCUCCGAAGGAUCGACCUCUCUACCACCAUUUCAAUUACCUAAGGCAAGAAUGGACGAGAAAUGGCUGAGAGACAAAAGAAUUCUACGAAAAACACCAUACGGAAUAUCGUCAAGAGGACAUAUUAAGCCUACAGAUAGCAGUUCGUUGUCGACCAUCCAAUCCAAUAUAUCUUCACUUUUGGAAUCUACAAAUGAAGAGGAUGAUCUUUCGGAUUUGUACACUCCUGUACAGAAAGGAGAACGACAUCGCCUACCGCCCACAUUUGCUGUACCUCAUGAACUUUCACCAGUGAUGAGCAGCUCUAUAGAUGAACCACCAAGUGUACCCUCAUUGAGGCUACAACGAGACUGGCGACCUCAGCAAACAUCGACAACAACAUCAUUCCAGCCUUUCGUAUCAACUCUUCCAAAGACUAACCCCCAUCAUGGUCCGAAAUUUGUCAGCUCCACGCCACGAACAGCAACCACCAGUCGGAUUCCUAUGUACAGUUAUAAUCAGAUUAUUGAAGGAGUAUCUCGACCAAGCAGCUAUUAUGGCGAAGAAUCAUGCGAAUUUCCAUCAUCUCGAUCUCAUGUAGAGAAUGUGAAGCCGACUUUUUACCGUCCAGAAAAUUUUGGGCUGCCGACUGGGGUUGCAAAAAAUGUUGGCAGCGAAGGAAUAAUUUUUCUUAGUAUGACACUUUGUGGGAAUCAACUAAACGUUACUAUCAAUGAGGCUGUUUACUUUCAAGAUCCAUAUCAGCCACAGAUUUCUUCAUAUGUCAGAGUAGAAAUGCGUCGUCGUUGUGGAAACAGUCGGAAAAGAUACUACAGAGAAAAGAUCCAGUCGUACAAAACUCGUAACUGGGUGGCAACAAACCGGCCAGCGUUCAAUGAGAAGUUCACAUUUUAUAUCGAUGAGGACAACUACUUCCGGGAUUUGCUAACCAUCAGUGUGUACAAAUUGAAAGCGGACAACCAUCAACAGAGGAUGCGAAUGUUGGGAUGCAUGACGUUCCCUGUGAAACGCCUCAUGAAAAAAGCAAGAGAAGCGAACGACGGCUAUUACAUCGACGAGAACAUGACAAUGGAUGAAGUUGUCGUGAACGAAGGUGGAUUCUUUCUGUUAAGCCCGAAACGUGGGGAGAAAAAGAGCUUUCCGCAGAACAAGAUCAGCAUCAAAACCUACUACAACGACAAAACAUUCAGCGGAGAUGGUGUUUUGACCACGUCGAGUUCUUGCAUCUCAAACCCAUCUGAGAUGCCUCCACGAACGCAGAGAUCAAGUGCGUCAGGAAGAAAGAAGAGUGAGUCAGAUCAUGCUCCCAUUCGAUUCGAAGCGAGUGAUGUCGACCAUUAUGCUGGAUGUAGUGGUGUUGCUAUUCGCUUGGAGAGAAAUGCUGCGGAUAGCUAUGAGGACAAUAAUAGCGUCCCAGUUCGAUUUGAAAGAAACCACAAAGUCGAAGAAUAUAUGGGAUCAAACGUCCUUCCAACAAGAUUCGAACGAAAUAAUAGCGACUAUGUUGGAAAGAACACCGUCCGCAUUCGUUUCGAACGAAAUGAAGAUAACCCGUGCGGAAUUUUUGGCUCGCUUGGAGGUGGCAUCAGACGCUCCCAACGAGCCACCUUGCCAGACCUCUCGACCACAACGGAAAACACUUCGGAAGGAAGUGCAGCGGCGUUCCAUACUCGUCGAUGUACAGUUACUCAAGAUCGUCUCACCCCAGAUGCUAUUUAUAAUGGUCGCAAGAAAUGUCCAACCCCUUCCAGUCCUCUGGAACCGAAGAAAGAUCAAGGAGUCCGUCGGGCAGCGUCCUUCACGUUCUCUCCCAAAGGAGCCGCAGAUAAAACGAACCGGCGUGUCACUGUCCCGCAAGAGCGAGAGGAGCGUGAGGACAAAAAGAAACUCUUUGGCCCCAUUUCGAAAACGAUCAGUAUGAUUCGAAAUAAGCUGGAUGUUGCGCUAUCUACCUCAUCACUUUAUCCCAGUCGAGACGAGGUUCGACAAUGGAGGCACAGUUUUGAGUCGCUGCUCAAUCAUAAGUACGGCUGCUCGCUGUUCCGUGAAUUUCUCAAGAAAGAGUUCUCAGAUGAGAAUGUGGAUUUCUGGUUGGAAUGUGAAGAGUUUAAAAAGAUGAAGGAAGGAAAGAAAGCGACCAUUCAAAAAGCACAUGAGAUCUUCAAGGAGUAUGUGGCUGCAGCUGCACCGAAAGAGGUGAAUCUUGACUCCGACACUCGAGCAGCUACAAAAGCAGCGAUGGAGAGUGGAUGUAAGACUGAUACCUUCAGUUUGGCACAAAGCCGCAUCGAACAACUGAUGGCAAAGGAUUCAUAUCGUCGUUUUCUUAAAGAUCCGCUGUACUUAGAUCUGGUGGAAGGGGUAGAAAAUGGCGAGAAUUCUCCGAAAGUCCUUCAAAAAUAA
Molecule: messenger RNA, 2487 nt
Organism: Necator americanus (New World hookworm)
Lineage: Eukaryota; Metazoa; Nematoda; Chromadorea; Rhabditida; Ancylostomatidae
Exons: 20
Coding region: 1-2487 (828 amino acids)
Source: RefSeq, a predicted model, not a curated record